CCUCCCGCUGCUUUGGCCGCCGCGCGUGCGCGCCUGCGUUGGCCCAAGACGUGGAGCAGCCAUGAUGGAAGGCCUGGACGAUGGCCCCGACUUCCUCUCGGAGGAAGACCGAGGACUUAAAGCAAUAAAUGUAGAUCUUCAAAGUGAUGCAGCUCUGCAGGUGGACAUUUCUGAUGCUCUGAGUGAGAGGGACAAAGUAAAAUUCACUGUCCAUACAAAGAGUUCGUUGCCCAAUUUUAAACAAAAUGAGUUUUCUGUUGUUCGACAACAUGAGGAAUUUAUCUGGCUUCAUGAUUCCUUCGUUGAAAAUGAAGACUAUGCAGGUUAUAUCAUUCCACCAGCACCACCAAGGCCUGAUUUUGAUGCUUCGAGAGAAAAGCUACAGAAGCUUGGAGAAGGGGAAGGGUCAAUGACAAAGGAAGAAUUCACAAAGAUGAAACAGGAACUGGAAGCUGAGUAUUUGGCAAUAUUCAAGAAGACAGUGGCGAUGCAUGAAGUGUUCCUGUGUCGUGUGGCAGCUCAUCCUAUUUUGAGGAAAGAUUUAAAUUUCCAUGUCUUCUUAGAAUAUAAUCAAGAUUUGAGUGUUCGAGGAAAAAAUAAAAAAGAGAAACUUGAAGAUUUCUUUAAAAACAUGGUCAAAUCAGCAGAUGGAGUCAUUGUUUCAGGAGUAAAGGAUGUAGAUGAUUUCUUUGAGCAUGAACGAACAUUCCUUUUAGAAUAUCAUAACCGAGUUAAGGAUGCAUCUGCUAAAUCUGACAGGAUGACAAGAUCCCACAAAAGUGCUGCAGAUGAUUACAAUAGAAUUGGAUCUUCGUUAUAUGCUUUAGGAACUCAGGAUUCUACAGAUAUAUGCAAGUUUUUCCUUAAAGUUUCAGAACUGUUUGAUAAAACAAGAAAAAUAGAAGCACGAGUAUCUGCUGAUGAAGACCUCAAACUCUCUGAUCUUUUAAAAUAUUACUUAAGAGAAUCUCAAGCAGCUAAGGAUCUCCUCUACCGAAGAUCUCGGUCACUAGUAGAUUAUGAAAAUGCUAAUAAAGCGCUGGAUAAAGCAAGGGCAAAGAAUAAAGAUGUUCUGCAGGCUGAAACUUCCCAACAACUAUGUUGUCAGAAGUUUGAAAAAAUAUCUGAAUCUGCAAAACAAGAACUUAUAGAUUUUAAGACAAGAAGAGUUGCUGCAUUCAGAAAAAAUUUAGUGGAACUUGCAGAAUUAGAACUGAAACAUGCAAAGGGUAACCUCCAGUUGCUGCAGAACUGCCUGGCAGUGUUGAAUGGAGACACAUAAGCCACUUUCAGUACCUGAUAAAAAGGGCUGCCUUCCUUCAGAUAUUUUUUUUUGUUUUUCUAAUGACAUUAAGCAUUUCUGCUCACCGGAAGUAAAGCUGACGAAGUGCAUCUCCUCCCCACCCCCCCCCAGAAGCAGCCGACAGCGCUUCGCACAGGCAGCACCAGUCUGUGACAUCCCUCGAGCUGCAUCCCUGGACAGCGUCCGUCACCUGCACCCAUCCAACUUGGAAGCCCAGAGUCCAGUCUUUUUUUUUUUUUUCUUUUUGGUACCGGGGAUUGAACUCUGGUCCUUGCGCUUGCGCAGCAGGCUGUGAAACCACUGAGCUAAAUCCCUGGCCCUAGUCUUUUUUUAAGUAGCCUUGAUAACUGGGUUUAUUUUAUAAAUAGUAUUCUUUAUGGCUGCCAAUCUUACUUACCUUUAAAUAAUUUCUGAAGUUUAACCUUUUCAAAAUACAUUGUUCCAACAAGGUAAAGAUGGCCCUUUCUUGAUUUUGUAAUUUUAUUUUUAAAAAGUAUUGUACUGUAUACUCUUCAUUCAUGUAUCUUUGUAAAGCAUCUUAAUCAGACUUACUUUUAAUUAGCAUGAAAGUUUUGGGCCAGACUUUAUGUAAUCUUUCUAAGUAUGAUUUCUGAAGAAAAGCAAAUGCAUUAGUAUGUUUGCCUUAAACUUGUAGACUAAACCAAUUAUUGUAAAGUAACCAGAGAUAACAGUGAUAGUUUUAAACUCUGAGGUCAUGUAUCACUCUAAAAUUUGGAGUAGCUGUAAUAAAUCUACUCCGUUGUUAUGCUUUACA
Molecule: messenger RNA, 2078 nt
Organism: Heterocephalus glaber (naked mole-rat)
Lineage: Eukaryota; Metazoa; Chordata; Mammalia; Rodentia; Bathyergidae
Gene: Snx6
Product: sorting nexin 6
Biological process (GO): intracellular protein transport; retrograde transport, endosome to Golgi
Cellular component (GO): endosome
Molecular function (GO): phosphatidylinositol binding; dynactin binding
Source: RefSeq, a predicted model, not a curated record